UUCAGAACGGGUUGCGCCAGUUCCAACCUAGGUUCAAAAACGAAUUCGACAUAAGAAUAGCAUAUUUUUGAGUUUUUCAAAAGGUUGAUCAUACGAUUUUCAUUCAUCCAUUUGUCUGAGUGUGACAAAAUCAUAUCCGCAUUUUGUGUGCUGUCGUUGUUGUUGUCGAAGAAUCAAUCAUGUCGCAAUCCAACAACAUUUACCUGCAAAGCUCCCCAGCAGUGGCCUUCACGGUGCUAAGCGAAAUUUUGGCCAGCAGUGGCUUCCCGAUCGACGAGCCGGAUCCUCGCCGAAUCGCUCAAGUACUCAACCCAAAUAAACCUGCACCGCCCAUGGUCAUGGUUUCGAUCCCAGUGGACGACCUUGUGGAGGAACAUUAUAGAGAAACGACACCGGUAAAGGUAUCCCUCGCUCCACCCGGGGACACUGUUUCCCACGAACAAGUACCCCGUUCGUUGCAUUUUGCCAAAGGUGGUGCUGGUGGUGGACCAACGACGAGUACUCCGCUCUCCACAAUUCCCCGAAUGAUCAAUCUUGACCAUUUUAACGACGUUGAGAUGGCACUGCUGGAACAGUGCUCGCUCAUCGACGAGGAGAACAUGGAACUGUCCUACCUGAGGCAAACGCUGUCGCUGAGCAUGCUGGAAGCGGAGUUCCUGCGAAUGCAGCUGAGGAUGUUCAAUCUGAAGGCGCGUUCCAUUUUGGAACUGUUUCAGUACUGCGAUGGCUCCAAUGCCGGUUUCUGUCGUUGUCCUGAGAUUCGCAAGCGUAUCUUCGAGAUGGGAAUUUUGGUUCAACGCCAAUGAUACAUACGUAGGUAUUCAUCUUGUUGACUUCACACAUGUUUAUUUUCAAUGAUUGACGAUUUGAUAUUAUUCAUGAAAUUUUGUGUUAAUGGAUUCGCGAGUUUAACGGAUUCAAUAUCCGUCCGGUGAUCAGUGCCAGGUCCAACUCCUUGUCAAGUAUGCAGAAUAAAAAUGGGUAGUUGAUGGCCAGCUCGAUAGGGUUUUUAUACAGUGACGUAAAUCCUGAAAAAAUAAAAGAAAUGUUUAAGCGAAAU
Molecule: messenger RNA, 1060 nt
Organism: Aedes aegypti (yellow fever mosquito)
Lineage: Eukaryota; Metazoa; Arthropoda; Insecta; Diptera; Culicidae
Exons: 3
Coding region: 180-806 (208 amino acids)
Source: RefSeq, a predicted model, not a curated record